Messenger RNA from Pundamilia nyererei, 898 nucleotides. Its product is annotated as homeobox protein MSH-C-like. The record is from RefSeq and is a predicted model, not a curated record. Gene Ontology annotation, cellular component: nucleus. NCBI's taxonomy places the organism in Eukaryota, Metazoa, Chordata, Actinopteri, Cichliformes, Cichlidae. Gene Ontology annotation, biological process: embryonic morphogenesis; regulation of transcription by RNA polymerase II. The transcript has 2 exons. Gene Ontology annotation, molecular function: DNA-binding transcription factor activity, RNA polymerase II-specific; RNA polymerase II transcription regulatory region sequence-specific DNA binding. The coding region runs from base 65 to 898 and encodes 277 amino acids.
GACGCACAUUGGACACCGUACCCCUCAGCCACGUAAUUCCUCUAAACGGGCCGCACGGAGGUGCAUGGCCCCAUCCCCUUGUAUCAUGAUGAAUCCUGUGCAGGGGUCGCCGUCCCAAGACGCCAAACAGCUUCAUCAAAAAGAGGAGACGGAUACGGAGAGCGAGGAACUGCAACCCAAAGACAUGACAACCGAGAAAGGAUACAAACUCCAGCGGAGCAGCCUCCCGUUUAGCGUCGAGUCAUUGAUUUCCAAGAAGACCACCUGUCGGACUUCUUACUCGUCCUCAGAUUUAGCUCUGGUCCUUCCGAAGCCCGUGGCUGGGCAAGGCGAACAUCUCUCUCCAAGGACUUUUUACGCGGAGAGGAAGAUAUCGGCUGAGAGCUCGCAGGGUGUUUCCAGUAGCUCCAGCGAAGACAGUCCACAGUUUUGUGAGAAAGAUCAGAGCACUUGGUUCCAGACGUCCUCCUUUUCUACACCUCCCCGAAGCUCAAGUCCAACUCAGUGUACUUUAAGGAAGCAUAAAAACAACAGGAAACCUCGCACGCCCUUUACUACCUCCCAGCUCCUGGCGCUGGAGCGCAAGUUUCGCCAGAAGCAGUACCUCUCCAUCGCAGAGCGAGCCGAGUUCUCCAACUCUCUCAACCUGACGGAGACUCAGGUCAAAAUCUGGUUUCAGAACAGGAGGGCCAAAGCCAAGAGACUUCAGGAGGCCGAGCUGGAAAAGUUUAAGUUAGCCUCCAAGCCCGUCCUGCCUGCAUUCGCGCUGCCUUUCCCCCUCGGAGCGCACAUGAGUUCUCCAUCCUGGGGCCCUUCAAACGCCUUCCCGAGACCCAGUCUGCCUGUGCCAGGACUGUUCAGUGGACCCGUCACUUAUGGGAUGUACUAUUUGUCUUAA